Bombina bombina (fire-bellied toad) is the source of this 1900-nucleotide messenger RNA. RefSeq names its product cysteine and tyrosine rich 1 (gene CYYR1). The record is from RefSeq and is a predicted model, not a curated record. NCBI's taxonomy places the organism in Eukaryota, Metazoa, Chordata, Amphibia, Anura, Bombinatoridae. The coding region runs from base 348 to 809 and encodes 153 amino acids. The transcript is spliced from 4 exons.
CAAAAGAAAGAAGCCCCUGCAGGGUAUCACACUGAGUUUGAGAGCUGUGACUUUAAAAAAAAACGCUCUCAGUACCACCCACCAGGAUGAAAUUUGAGAAUGGAGACAUCAGGAAAAGCUGUUGGAAAUCAGGAGGAAGGAGCAGGGUCAUGUACUUGGGAAUUCUCUCACACAAAGGAAAAAAGGCAUCAGAGAAACAUCAGCCUUUGCAGCAGUGAGAUGAGCUGCUGGUGAGCUCUGCCAAAGUUCAACUCCUUGUUUUGUGACGUCCCGCGUGGCUGGCACAGGGCAUUGUAUUUACCAGUUACAUACAGGGAUCAGCCGCACAGGAGUUCUCCAAAGUUUGGAUGGACAUACCAAGGUCUCUCAGGCAUCCACAUCUGCUCAGGCUGCUGCUGCUCUUCUCUUUCUCAGAUAUUUGCAUCGCUCAUUGUGGAUUUGAUUGCAAAGCUUACUGCUGUGAUGGGACUCCACCGUACUGUUGCUCAUAUUAUGCCUACGUCGGAAAUGUCCUCACGGGCACUGCAAUAGCAGGGAUUGUGUUUGGCAUUGUCUUUAUCAUGGGAGUGAUUGCAGGAAUUGCUAUAUGUAUAUGCAUGUGUAUGAAGAGCAGCAGAGGUACUCGUGUGGGGGUUAUCCAGACGACUCAUAUUAACGCAAUCAGCUCAUACCCAGGUGCUCCACCACCAUACAGCUAUGAGUAUGAGAUGGAAUAUCCACUGGAUCUACCUCCUCCAUACACCCCCACCCAACAAAUGCCUAUGCAGUAUCCUUCACCUCCUCCGUACCCUGGACCAUCAAGGAAAUGACCUUCAUGGAAUGGAUGUUUACAUAAUUCAAAUAGGACAAUAUGUUUUAAUGUCAUACUUGGAUAGGAUUUUUAUAGAUGGAUUUAUGUAGCUAUGUAUGUUGAGAGGUAAAUAUGAAGGCCUAGAUUACAAGGGGAGUGCUAUAAUUAUUCUGUAAGUAAAUCCCAUUCUGUACAACAAAAACAUACAGUUGUGUGAGAAUUAAGUAGCUCAAUAGUUUCAAUGUAAAAAAUCUCACCAUUUUACAAAAGCCUGUUUUACGGUGUGAGAACAGUUUUAAAGCCCACUUAACUUGAAAAGCCAUUGACAUUUUGUUCUGUGAGAUAAUAUCCUGUACUUGAUUCUAGACCAAAACCUUGCAAAGGGAAAAAAACAUGUUUAGAAAGAAUGUAUAACAAUCAAUUUUACAGUACAAUGAAUAUAAAUCACACAUCCUACACACAUUCACUGUAUAGCAAUAAUGCCCCAGCUCAAAUAGGUAAACAAUUUAUUUACAAGUUUUGCUAUUAUUUUAUAAGUGGAAAAGUAAAUUUCACAAGUAUAAAUUGUUAUUGUCAUGUUACACUGUACAAUUGGAAGCACUGUUUACUUGCUACUCUGAUAAUUUGUGUAUGAACAAUAUUUGCUCUCAAGAGAAAAAACUUUUUCAAAUUGUGAUAUGAGCGCACAGAUGCUCACAGUAUCAAUUUCACUCAAUCACAGUUUAUGCUAGAAAUCUCAAGCAAAAUAGUGCUCCACCUGUAAUCUAACCCGAAAUGUAUUCAUCCAGCCGUAUGUCCUGAAGUGCUUGAAUUUAUAUUUUUGGGUUAAACACAAAACCCAACAAUUGUGUGUAGUCAGAAUAAAUUAAAAACCAAAUAAAUAUACUCUGUAAAGGUCAUAUUUAUUUUUCGGUGCUGUGUGUUUGUGAGAAAGCAGUAUUUGUUAUUGUUUUUUUAAAUGUAUAGAGUUUACUCAAAUUGCCAAAUCUUUUUUUUAAGUAAGAAACCAAUACUUGGCUGUGAAAUUUAGAAAAAAAGUGUAAUUGAUAACCAUGAUAUUUAAUUUUUUUAUUGAAACAUGAAAAAAAUAAAUAUACAUUUUUAAACAUG